CACAUAAAGCACACUCCUCAGAGGGAGAGAGAGAGAUGGACAACAUGGAAGAUGAUGAGAAGCUGGUUCAGAUGGUCCAGGACUUCAUCGAAUCUGAUGACUACCCAUCAUCGCCAUCAUCAUCAUCAUCAUCUUCCGCCCAGUGCUUGCAAGCUUCUGACAAUCAUCACCAGUCCUAUUACUUUGCCUUGAGGGAUGUGCUUGAAAGCGGAACACGAGCUGAGGUUGAUGUCCUCAAGAGUGUGUUGAAGCACAUGAGACACAAGAGGGACACAGAGAAGACCACGGGCUUGAAGAGAUGGUUGGUGAGGAGGCUGAAGAUGGAUGGCUUCCACGCUUCUAUCUGCCACACUUCUUGGGUCACCUCCUUCUGUUGCCCCGGCGGGGACUAUGAGUACAUCGAUGUGUUGACCAAAGAUGAGGAUGAUCAUCAGAAUCAUCACCAGCACCAUCAAAUGAAGAGGCUGAUAGUGGACGUGGACUUCAAGUCUCAGUUCGAAGUGGCAAGGCCUACAGAGAGCUACAGGGAGCUCACAGACACGCUGCCAUUGAUCUUCGUUGGGGACGAGGUCAAGCUCAACCAGAUCAUCUCCCUCCUCUGCUCAGCGGCCAAGGAGUCGCUCCGAGAGCGAGGCCUUUACUUGCCUCCAUGGAGGACCACCACUUACAUGCUCUCCAAGUGGCUCUCCGAGAGCUGUCUCCGAGACCCAGUUUCGAGAACCAUCAGAACUGCCAGUGGUGCUUCGACCACAGGCAACAGAAAAGAUGGUGAUCAUGGGCACAAGAUCAAGAACGGUGCUUCUUUCUUGCCUAAAUCUACGGUGAAAUCCAAGAACGGUGAUCUGGGUAAUCGCGGGUCUGGCCUGUCUAGCGAAUUCUCUAACAUGAGCAUCAACUGCUGCUGAUUAGAGUGCUUAAUUAGGACUUGUGAUGUUUGUUUUGGACAAGGAAGCUGUACCAAAUUUUGACGAAUUUUGGGUUGGUGAGUGAUUUGUGUCGAAGUGAAGAGGGAAAACGUAAUCUUUUUUUGUCGACGAGUUGAUGGAUAUUGUAACCGGUUAUUUUCCCACAUUAACUGGUGAAUAAGCCUUUCUUCAAUUGUCUAAACAAUUUGUU
Messenger RNA from Syzygium oleosum, 1116 nucleotides. RefSeq lists its product as uncharacterized. The transcript is spliced from 3 exons. The coding region runs from base 36 to 905 and encodes 289 amino acids. NCBI's taxonomy places the organism in Eukaryota, Viridiplantae, Streptophyta, Magnoliopsida, Myrtales, Myrtaceae. The record is from RefSeq and is a predicted model, not a curated record.